Messenger RNA from Culicoides brevitarsis, 2260 nucleotides. RefSeq names its product calcitonin gene-related peptide type 1 receptor (gene Dh31-R). Gene Ontology annotation, biological process: adenylate cyclase-modulating G protein-coupled receptor signaling pathway; cell surface receptor signaling pathway. The transcript is spliced from 8 exons. The coding region runs from base 713 to 1981 and encodes 422 amino acids. The record is from RefSeq and is a predicted model, not a curated record. Lineage: Eukaryota; Metazoa; Arthropoda; Insecta; Diptera; Ceratopogonidae. Gene Ontology annotation, cellular component: plasma membrane. Gene Ontology annotation, molecular function: calcitonin receptor activity.
AAAGACGUGAAAUUUUCCUUUUCUUACAUAUUUUUUCGCGCACUGAGACAUUAGAAGUGUACCUGGGAAACGUGACCUCAGGAGUAAAAUUAUUCACAGUGAAUUUUUCAAAAAUAAUUAAAAUCUGCAAAGAAAAAAAAAUAUUUUAAAAAUUAAAUUAAAGAAAAAUGUCAAGAAAAAAAUAAUUUGACACGGAAAAUUAUCAGAACAGAACGAAACUAACGCGAAAAACGUAGAAAAAAAAAUCAAUGAAUAAAUUAUAAAAAAAAAUAAUAACUUCGUGGGAAAAUUUCCAACAUUAUUUUUAGUGAAAUUUAUGAAACACGAAAAAUAAUAAAAAAAAAAUUAUCCGGAAAUUUUAUACAGACACAAUUUAACAAUAAAUGUAGUUAGUGUCUGUGUCGUAUUAAUAAAUGAAGUGAGCUAUAAAAUAAGGAAAAUUCGUUAGGAAUUAGUUUCGUCGUUCGCAUUUCAGUCGUUAUGCGGGAAACAAGUUCAAUAGAAACGCGAAUCUGCGACACGAGAAAUGUCAGUUGUCACUCGAGUGAGAGAAAAUUUAAAUAACUUUCGCAUAACAACGUCAACAACAAUGCAAAGCCAUACACGCGAGACUUUCUGAAGACUCAAUUACAAUUUUCAAUCAAUUCAAUUAUCAUUGUUAGACUGUUUCUCUCGUUUCUCGUGAAAUCUACAGCAGUUACAGCAGCAAAAAAUGCUUCCGGCAUCUUCGACGACAGAUCCGACGGUAGAUCUCAUCGAGCAGCGCCGCGUCGAGUGUAACGACUCGUUGCACAACAUUCUCACGGAAUACGAAAAACCCAUCGAUAAGACGUUACCUUACUGCAAAGGCACGUGGGAUGGAUGGCUUUGCUGGCCCGAUACUCAAGCCGACGAAUAUGCCUUUCUUCCGUGCCCCGACUUCAUUGCGGGCUUCGAUGUAGCACGCUUUGCACACAAAUACUGCGAACCAGAUGGCGAAUGGUUCAGACAUCCAUCAACUAAUAAAACAUGGUCCAACUACACAACCUGCGUUAAUGUCGACGAAUUUGAGUGGAGGCGUCAAGUAACACUUAUCUACGAAACUGGAUACUCAAUAUCACUAAUUGCCAUUCUGAUAUCAUUAGGAAUAUUGUUCUAUUUUAGAUCAUCAUUAAAAUGUGCCAGAAUUACGUUACACAUCAACUUGUUCGUGUCCUUUGCUGCCAACAAUUCCCUUUGGCUCAUUUGGUAUCGCACCGUGUUGAACGAUACGGAAGUCAUCAGCACGAAUGGACCUUAUUGUCGUUUGCUGCACAUCAUUUUGCACUAUUUCCUCCUGACAAACUAUUCGUGGAUGCUUUGCGAGGGAUUUUACCUGCACACAGUUCUCGUGUCUGCCUUCAUUUCGGAGAAGAAACUCGUGAAAUGGCUCAUUGUGACGGGAUGGGCGAUGCCAGCUGUUAUGAUCAAUAUUUAUGCGGUACUGAGACAUUUUUGUGGCAGUGAUACAGACACGAUUCAAUGCUGGAUGGAUGAAAGUCCUUUUAAUAAUGUACUUGUUGCGCCCGUUUGUAUUUCGAUGUUGUUGAAUUUGCUAUUUCUCUGCAAUAUUGUGCGUGUCGUGCUAUUGAAGUUGAAAGCGCCUGCAGGUAAUUCAGGAACGGCGCCGUCACGUACAAUUUUACAAGCUUUUAGAGCAACUCUUCUUCUCGUUCCGCUAUUGGGACUCCAAUACAUCUUGACGCCAUUUCGCCCGCCGCCGGGAAGUGCUUACGAGCGCACAUACGAAACAAUUUCCGCAUUCACCGCCUCGUUUCAAGGAUUAUGCGUUGCCACGCUUUUCUGCUUCUUAAACGGCGAAGUUCUCGCACAAAUUCGUCGUCGAUGGGGAACCGUUUUCUUUCGACCGCGUGCCAAUUCCUACACCGCAACACAAGUAUCUCCGGUCCGAUUGCAGUUUGUCCGAUACUCACCCCAAAAGCCGGGCGAAGUCAAAGUGUGACUAGAGGAGAAAAGUUUCGACGACGAGAAAAGUGAUCAUCAACUGACAACGAAUGGCAACGCGAAUGGAUGCAGCGAAGAAAGUCUCCCCCUGAAACGGAGCCCGUUACAAGUGCGUUUCGUAAUGGACGAAGAAACGAACGAAACUAAGGAAAAUAUUUAAUUUUAAGCAUUUGUUGUGUUGUUUUUAAUAAUAAAAAAAAUAUAAUAUGAAAAAAGCUUUCAAUGUGAUGAUGUAAAAAUAAAAUAAUUUUAAGAAUUUAUUAAAUUAUAUAUAUUA